CGUAUACUAGAAAAUAUUUCAUGUAAGCUUCUGCCUCGUCAUUCGACAAAGUACUUUUUCAAUUCACAUGUUAACGCGAACGCGAAAACACGAUUGCAAAAAAAAAAAAAGAAAUUUUUCUUUAUAUGUGAUUUUUUUUCUAUUGAAUAAUAACAGUUAACUUCAUAUUUAUAUUGGUUGCUAUAACGAUUUAAAUAGCGUUAUUAUACAAAUAUAUAGUGAGAAACAAUUUGAGAUGAGAAAGUUCCUAUUCAAAAUUUAAUCUCAAAUAAUAGAUUUUACAAAUCCGUGUGAAAGAAGUAGUGAUUACUAUAAUUCACUCAGUUAGUUUCUCUGGUGAUAUGCAUCAAUGCAUAAUAUAAUAAGAUACCCAACGUUUGUCUGGAAAUUUUUACGAUGGAUUCCAGCGAGAUUAUUAAUAUGCUUAAUGAUGUUCACUUGUUGCUGGACCAGUUACAUGUGUCGUUUGCAAAUGCCUAUUUUGGCAGUACCAAUGAUCAAGGCUCUACCGACCGAACAAGUAACUGGUGCAUGUUUCCGUGACAAUGAACGCCAACGGCGAUCUCUUUUGAUGUUCGAACCGAUUGACUUCAUCGAAGAAUAUAUUCUGGAUAGAAAAUUGAACUUUCAUGAAACCAAAGAGAUUGAGCUUGAAGGUGAACGUAUUGUCCGACAAGCAGAGGAAACAGAGGAACAACCAGCUCGAUCUGCGACUUUAUCGCUCUUCAGUGGAUUACCUUUCGAUUGGGGUCCUCAAAUUCGCGGGCAAUUGAUAGCUGCUUACGGUUACGGAUAUCUUCCUGGAUGUUUCCUUGGCGGUAUUAUGGCCUUGAAAUGGGGUCCAAGACAGGCGAUUCUUUGGACAUCCAUAGUAGCUGCUACUUUAUGUCUAAUCACUCCUAUACUCGCAGACCUUCACUGGGGUAUACUCGUAUUCGCUAGAAUAAUAGUAGGAUUUACCGGAGGUGUUACUUUUCCUGCUUGUCACACUUUAGUUGCCAAAUGGGCACCUCCUCAUGAACGAGCACGUUUUAUAUGGUCUCUUUUAGGUGGUACAUUUGGUACCAUUUUUACAUAUCCUUUAGUUGCUGCUAUCGCUCAAUAUUUAAACUGGGAAUCUGCAUGGUAUAUACCAUCCUUGCUGAUGUUCAUAUGGAUAUUUUUUUGGAUAUUAUUAGCCUUUGAUUCACCUGCGGAACAUCCGGGUAUAACUCAAGAGGAAAAAGAUUAUAUUUUAAGUUCUCAAGCAGGAACAGUCAGAAUGCAAAAGCCUACGUUAAAACAGACACCGAUAAAAGCGAUACUUACUUCGAUUCCGUUUCUUAGUCUUGUUAUCUGCCACUUUGGCAAUCUUUUCUUAAUCUUUUUUUACCAAAAUUCGCUGAUGUUAUACAUGUCGAAAGCAUUAGGUUUCGAUCUUACCAAAGGUGGUGGUGCUGCCGGUCUUCCUUGGGCUGGUAGAAUGUUAUUUGGCUUCUUUUUUUGUUGGGCUGGCGAUAACAUCAAAAAGAAAGAAGUUAUGUCCAUCACUAAACUUCGAAAAGGCGCAUGUAUAUUUUCCCAUUUUUUACCAGGCAUUUUUCUAAUAUUAGUUGGUUAUGCUGAAUGCAACUUAUACCUUGCUAAUAUAUUCUUGUUUUUGGCAUUGGGUUUCAAUGGAGCGGCGAGUAUAGCGAAUCUCUCGAACAAUCAAGAUAUUUCUCCGAACUUUGCAGGUUUUUUGUAUGGAAUUAUGAAUACUGUUGGGAGUAUCUCUAGUAUAAUAAUACCGAUAAUGGUGGAAGAAAUUGCAGGCAAAUAUGGGAAUCCAAUCCAUAAAUGGCGACAACUAUUUUUGAUUGCUGCUUCUGUGUGUAUUUGUAGUAUGAUUAUUUUUAUUAUUGGUGGAAGUGGGGAAAUACAAAAAUGGAACGAAAUUGAAGAUGUCCCAGAUGCAGAGCGAGGAAGGGGAAGAGAAAGAGAAGCAUAGACAUUGUUAUUCUAUACUUCGAUUCUUUUGAUUAUUCGUUUCUAAAAUUGAAAUCGGAAGAAUACAAUAUAUAAUAUAGAACAUCUAAAUUAAAAUUAAAAAAAGAUUUGAUAAUAUUAAAUCAAUGUUAUUUUAAUUGUUACGAUAUAAUAUAUUACAUAUUUAUACAAAU
Vespula pensylvanica (western yellowjacket) is the source of this 2141-nucleotide messenger RNA. RefSeq names its product sialin-like. Gene Ontology annotation, cellular component: plasma membrane. Gene Ontology annotation, molecular function: transmembrane transporter activity. The transcript has 6 exons. NCBI's taxonomy places the organism in Eukaryota, Metazoa, Arthropoda, Insecta, Hymenoptera, Vespidae. The record is from RefSeq and is a predicted model, not a curated record. Bases 350 to 1969 code for a protein of 539 amino acids. Gene Ontology annotation, biological process: transmembrane transport; monoatomic anion transport.